This is a messenger RNA of Diabrotica balteata, 1658 nucleotides long. The record is from the annotation of a GenBank genome assembly. Lineage: Eukaryota; Metazoa; Arthropoda; Insecta; Coleoptera; Chrysomelidae.
GUCAGUUUAGAAUACUUUUAACGUUUAAUUUCAAAAUUCUUUCACACAAAUAGAUGGGAUCAAAUAAAGGAAGAUUUGUGGAUAGAUCUCCAAUAAUUUGCCCUGCUGGAAAGGUAACGACAGAUUCAAAAAAUGUCGCUAAUACUCUACGUCAAUACACAAUCGAAGAUAAAAUAUCUGCUUUGAAACAUAAUGCGAACAUUUGGCAUGAAGAUAAAUUUGAACCUCCUCUAAAAGUUCCAAACUUUCUUCAAAAUAGCUACAUUCGAAAAAACAGAGAAAUUACACAUUUACUAAAUCCGCCAGUGGAAACAAGAUAUCAGACACUUUUACGGGACUUGCAAGAGACCACUUAUGACUCUUUCUGGAAUAAAGAAAUUGGAAAGUCAAGGGAUUCAGUUCCGGGGUUGCCUAAAGGAACAAUUCCUACGGAGGUAACAUAUGGAAAACCUACAAUUAAAGAAACAUCUGUGAAAGAACUUGUAAACCCCCCAAAAACACCAUACGAAGUAUUAUGGAACAGUCAAAUCGGUCACGAGAAAUACAAAAAAACUCACAACGAUUACAACCCCGGUGAGAGAUUGCACAGAGGUUACAUGUCACCGCCGUUUGAUGAAAAAGCAUGCUUCGGAAAAACUACCAUGUACGACUAUCGAGGAAUUUGGGUAAAAUGUUGCUGCCAAUGGCAUAUUCAAAAACCAAUUACUUCAGUUAAUAAAAUACAAGCUGAUCAUUUAGAAAGAGUCAAACCAGUUGUUGGAAAACCUCUUACUCCAAACCACAACAUUGAUUGUGUUCCAAAGAACCAUUCUUUCGGUCAUCGCUAUAUCAGAGAUAAGUAUGGAGUAGAAGAUUUACUUAAAGACCCAAGUUUGGAACCGUGUAUGUUUAAAAGGGACUUUUACGUCUUAAUGCAUAUGUGGAAUAAGUUAAGAUCAAAUAUGAAGGAACUGGUUAGACAAGGAGCUUUUAAUUUCUCGGAGUUCUACAAGAGGCUACUCUAUUUCGAUAAGGAGAGGAAUGGAUUGCUUCCAAAAGACAUAUUCUACGAGGUUUGUCUUAGCAGCCGCGUGAAGUUUUCGAUGACAGAUAUGGAACAACUUUUAAAACUACUAAAUAUAAUGUCAGACGAUCAAAUUAAUUACAAGAGAUUUGUCGACAUGAUAAACGUUAAUGCUCCAACAAUAGAAUUAAUGUCAACUAAGGAUAUUCCUCCCGAAAAGCUUUACUACAUCACAACAUAUCAAGCUGCAGGGUGUGAUUAUUUAUUUAUUAACAACGCAAAUAUGCCUACUGCAGGCAUUCCUACUCAUAGAACAGAUUUGCCAGCACCAUAUCAACCUGCAGGUUCAUGUUUAGCGGAUCUUGAAAGUUUGGGUGACUCCACCAAUAUAAAGACCUUGCUCAAUCCAAGUAUAUACACGAAUUAUGGAUUAAAUUUCAGAGAUUUCUUUUUACCUAGACAACCUGAAGUGUUAAAAACACUCUUUGAGAAAGUUGGAUAUAGUUUUCCUGGAAACAAAUUUGAAAAAAUCUGGAAAGAAGGUGUGGAGCAAGAUGAGACUGGUUUAGUUUGUGUAGAUACAUUCAAAAAAUUACUGGAAAAGUACACUCCUAUGCAAACAAUUCGUGUAGAUGAAGCUGACUGCUGAAAAUAU